GUAGAGCCUCAUCUAUCUGUAAUAAUGCAGUCAGCAGAAGAGGAUCACGUCGCCCCUGUGGAUCUACAACAUGAAGGAUUCCAGAUACAAAUAAAAGAAGAGGAAGAUGAAAGUUACUUCUGUGAAGGAUCCAUAAUCCCUGUGGUCAUCUCUGAGGAACAUCUCACCCCAGUGGAUCAACAGUGUGGAGGUUUCCAGAUGAAGCCUGUGAAGAAGGAAGAAGAUAAAGAUGAACUCAAACUGAACAACCAUGAUAAAUAUGAUGAUGCGCUGGUGAAGAUUAAGACUGAACAUGAGGAUCUGACGCCCACCAGAAGCUCCAGUAAUCAGCAAACGUCCUCUGGUACUGUCAGCAUUAACACCUCUCUCAGUCCCACACAGGAAGAAGGAAACGUCUGCUCAGAUUGUGGACAGAGCUUUAGGUUACAGAGUGAACUCAAACGACACCAGCGCAUUCACACUGGAGAGAAACGAUAUCAGUGCUUAGAGUGUGGGAAGAGUUUUAAUCAACAGAGUGAUCUUAAAAUACACCAGCGCAUUCACACUGGGGAGAAACCGUAUCAGUGCCUAGACUGUGGAAAGAGUUUUUAUCAACAGAGUGCUCUCAAAAAACACCAGCGCAUUCACACUGGAGAGAAACCGUAUCAGUGCUCAAUGUGUGGAAAGAGUUUUAAUACAAAACUGUGUCAAUGCUCACAGUGUGGGAAGAGUUUUAAUCAACUGAGUCAUCUUAAAAGACACCAGCUCAUUCACAUUGAAGAGAAACCGUUUGAGUGCUCACAGUGUGGGAAGAGUUUUAUUACACAGAUUCAUCUUGAAAUACACCAGCGCAUUCACACUGGAGAGAAUGCAUAUCAGUGCUCACAGUGUGGGAAGAGUUUUAUUACACAGAGUCAUCUCAAAAGACACCUGCGCAUUCACAGUGGAGAGAAACCGUAUCAGUGCUCACAGUGUGGGAAGAGUUUUACUCAUUUCAGUCAUCUAAAAUCCCACCAGCUCACUCACACUGGAGAGAAACCGUAUCAGUGCUCACAGUGUGGAUACAGUUUUAAUACACAGAGUAAACUCAAAAUACACCAGCGCGUUCACACUGGAGAGAAACCAUAUCAGUGCUCACAAUGUGAAAAGUGUUUUACUAAUCAGAGUAACCUCAAAAUACACCAGCGCAUUCACACUGGAGAGAAACCAUACAAGUGCUCACAGUGUGAAAAGAGUUUUACUCAUCAUAGUGCUCUCAAAAAACACCUGCGCAUUCACAGUGGAGAGAAACCGUAUCAGUGCUCACAGUGUGGGAAGAGUUUUACUCAUUUCAGUCAUCUAAAAUCCCACCAGCUCACUCACACUGGAGAGAAACCGUAUCAGUGCUCACAGUGUGGAUACAGUUUUAAUACACAGAGUAAACUCAAAAUACACCAGCGCGUUCACACUGGAGAGAAACCAUAUCAGUGCUCACAAUGUGAAAAGUGUUUUACUAAUCAGAGUAACCUCAAAAUACACCAGCGCAUUCACACUGGAGAGAAACCAUACAAGUGCUCACAGUGUGAAAAGAGUUUUACUCAUCAUAGUGCUCUCAAAAAACACCAGCGCAUUCACACUGGAGAGAAACCGUAUCAGUGCUCUGACUGUGAGAAGAGCUUUAAUAUACGGAGUGACCUCAGAAGACACCAGCGCGUUCACACUGGAGAGAAACCGUAUCAGUGCUCACAGUGUGGGAAGAGUUUUAAUACACAAGCUCAUCUCAAAAUCCACCAGCGCAUUCACACUGGAGAGAAGCCGUAUCAUUGCUUACAGUGUGGGAAGAGUUUUAUUACACAGAGUCAUCUAAAAAAACACCAGCGCGUUCACACUGGAGAGAAAUCGGAUCAGUGCUGAGAGUGUGGGGAGAUUAUUGUUUAGUAUAAAUGAACCCACAGGUUCUGCGUUCAUCUGCUCACUCACACAUCUUCACUCCAGCUCUCUGUCGUGUGUGUUUCAUUAAGUGUGUGUGUGGAAUACCCCCCAGGUGGAUUACUGCUGUAUCCAGGGUGUUUUAAUGCGUAAAUAUUGAGAGGAUGUGAUGUAAUACUGAUCUGCAGGAAGCGCUUACUGAAAAUAAAUAAAUGGAUCACUUUGUUGUCUCGUAUUGACUAUCUUGUUACCUGCUAGGGUUAGAGUUUAGGGUUAGGAGUUAGGUUUAGGGGUUGGGUUUAGGGUUAGGAGUUAGGUUUAGGGGUUGUGUUUAGGGUUAGGUUUAGGGUUAGGAGUUUGG
Messenger RNA from Trichomycterus rosablanca, 2248 nucleotides. RefSeq names its product zinc finger protein 420-like. The record is from RefSeq and is a predicted model, not a curated record. Bases 25 to 1872 code for a protein of 615 amino acids. Gene Ontology annotation, molecular function: RNA polymerase II cis-regulatory region sequence-specific DNA binding; DNA-binding transcription factor activity, RNA polymerase II-specific. NCBI's taxonomy places the organism in Eukaryota, Metazoa, Chordata, Actinopteri, Siluriformes, Trichomycteridae. Gene Ontology annotation, biological process: regulation of transcription by RNA polymerase II. The transcript has 5 exons.